Penaeus monodon (black tiger shrimp) is the source of this 1454-nucleotide messenger RNA. RefSeq names its product protein transport protein Sec24A-like. The record is from RefSeq and is a predicted model, not a curated record. Gene Ontology annotation, biological process: COPII-coated vesicle cargo loading. Gene Ontology annotation, molecular function: zinc ion binding; SNARE binding. NCBI's taxonomy places the organism in Eukaryota, Metazoa, Arthropoda, Malacostraca, Decapoda, Penaeidae. Gene Ontology annotation, cellular component: endoplasmic reticulum exit site; COPII vesicle coat.
GUGAGAGACCAUCCGGGGGGCAAACCCCUAUGCCUGCCAGUCCUCCCACAUCCAUGAGGUUGUGACAUCAGGCGACCAACAGGCAGUGAUUGGCUUGUUGGCCAAGAUGGCAGUGGACCGUUCUCUUACUUCUUCCCUCUCAGAUGCCCGUGAUGCCCUGGUCAAUGCCUGCGUUGAUGCUCUCACCGCCUUCAAGAUGGGACUCUCCAACCCAGCACAUGGGGCCCUGGAGGUUUGCCCCAACCUGAGCCUUCUGCCACUCUUCACAUUAGCACUAUUUUAAAUCGAUUGCUUUGCGGUCAGGGACAAGCACAAAACUGGAUGAUCGGCUGUAUGAGAUGUGCGAGCUAAAGUCGCUGCCAUUGCGCCACCUCAUGACCAAGUUGUACCCAGAUCUAUACGCGAUCCAUGCGCUGUCCGAUAAAGGUGCCCUCAACAUUGAUGAUCAGGUGAUACCUCAGCCUGGACGCCUGCAUCUAACUGCAGAACGUCUAGAUCGAACUGGAGCCUAUCUGAUGGAUGCAGGAAGCAGCAUUUAUAUCUAUGUGCGGUCAAUGGUGUCCUCAGAGUGGGUGGAAGCAACCCUUGGUGUCCCUAGCUACGCAGCCAUUCCACAGCCACUCUAUGACGAUGCUCUUCCUGUUCUAGACACUAGCCAGUCACACCUCCUCCACAACUUCAUCUCGCACCUUCAGAGGGGCAAGCCCUAUCCUGCGCCGGUCUUGAUCCUCAAAGAGGACAACCCAGCGCGCAUGCUCUUCAUCCAGAGGCUUGUUGACGACCGAUCUGAGGGCUGCCACUCGUAUGUAGAGUUCCUCCAGUAUCUAAAGAAAAAUGUUAAAUAGUCAUCUUCUUUUAUGUUAUUAAAUGUUUAGGAUGUUAAAAUAUAAAAGGAAAGUGCAAAAGAACAGGAGGAAACUCAUUUUAAAACACAGUUGUGAUGAAUGGAUUAGUACGUUUCUAAGAGGCAUCUCCGAUGUCUUUGUGUUGGUCCCUCAGGGUUUGUCAAUUCCACAGGAGAAGUGCCCAUUUCACCAUCAUCAAGGCUUGCAGACCACUUGAGCAUAAGACUUAGAAUUCAGAAUUAGGUUUUGGUGUCAUCAAAGAGCCUUAGUCAUUUAGGGUCUCGAUCUUCUUCGAGAGAUCACUUUUGUUUUUUAAAAAAGGAAAACUAUCAUGUACUGUCCAAUUUAAGUAGCUUUUUGUAUGGAUUUAAUAAUAGUUGUGUUUUUUGCAUAUUUUAUAUCGUGUAGGGUGACAGUUUUAAGAGAAUAUGAAUGAAGUAAAAUAAAAGUUUUGCUGAAUGAGUCAGUGCAUUUGUGGCAAUAAUUUUGUGGCAAGAUUAUCCCUGGCAAGGUUUCCUUUCGUGACCUGAGAAAUCAUUGCUGAGGGAGGUCAGGUGUCCGAACCAGAUAUGGGGUGUGUUAUGCCCUAUAGCAGUGCUGGAAGGGUUU